UGCGGGAUGGGGAGCCCGGCGGGCGCUCCCGCCAAGCGCGCGCGGUGCGAGGGGCCCCGCGGCCCCGGCAUCGACCGCAGCGACCCGCGGCUGUGGGACACGGAGCGGCUCUGCCAGCACCUCGCCCGCUGCGGCGUGGGCGAUCCCAGCCUGCUGCGCCGCUUCCGAGAGAGCGGAGUCACCGGGAGGAUGCUGCUGGACCUGCCGGCCUGCGCCCCCGAGCUCGUCCGCGUCUGCUGCCCAGCUGAGCGACUGGAAGUGCUGGCGUGCCUGACACAGAUGCAGCAGCAGCACAUGGAGGUGAUGAAGGUUUUUAAUGAUCCUAUUCACGGGCACAUUGAGUUGCAUCCCCUGCUUGUUCGUAUCAUCGACACCCCUCAGUUCCAGCGCCUGCGGUAUAUCAAGCAGCUGGGUGGCACGUACUUUGUUUUUCCGGGAGCCUCUCACAACCGCUUUGAACACUCCCUGGGGGUUGGCUACCUUGCAGGAUGUCUGGUUCGUACACUGAAGGAGAGACAACCAGAACUGGGUAUAACCCAGCGAGACAUCCUUUGUGUAGAAAUUGCUGGCCUUUGUCAUGAUUUGGGUCAUGGGCCAUUUUCACACAUGUUUGAUGGAAGAUUUAUUCCACUCACUCGUCCAGAUUUGAAUUGGAAGCAUGAAACUUCUUCUGUUCAAAUGUUUGAGCACUUGAUCACUUCCAAUAAACUAGAAGGAGUCAUGAAGUCCAAUGGUCUUGUCCUGGAAGAAGAUAUGUUGUUCAUCAAGGAGCAAAUAGGAGGGCCUGUAGAUGAAGCUGCCUGUGUGAAGUCGUGGCCCUACCGUGGUCGACCAAAGGAGAAAAGUUUCCUCUAUGAGAUUGUAGCUAAUAAAAAAAAUGGCAUUGACGUUGACAAGUGGGAUUAUUUUGCAAGGGAUUGCCAUCACCUGGGAAUCCCGAAUAAUUUUGACUACAAGCGAUUGCUUAUCUUCACUCGGGUCUGUGAAGUGGGAAACCAAAAGCACAUCUGCACCCGUGACAAGGAAGUUGGAAAUUUGUAUGAGAUGUUCCACACCCGGAAUUGCCUGCAUCGGAGAGCAUACCAGCAUAAGACUGGCAACAUCAUUGAAAUAAUGAUAACAGAAGCCUUUCAAAAAGCAGACAAAUAUUUUGAAAUAAGAGGCUCUGGAGGAAAAGUGUAUCGUAUUUCUACAGCAAUGGAGGACAUGGAAGCCUACACUAAACUAACUGACUGUGUCUACCUGGAAAUUCUGCACUCAAGUCACCCAGAGCUGGAGGAGGCACGAGAAAUUUUGCGUAAAAUAGAACGACGUGAAUUAUACAAGUUUUUAGGAGAGACUCGACCUGAAUCAAAGAAGGAAAUUAUAAAGAGCAACAGCCUGGCAGAAAGCAUUGCUAAUUCCAAGCCAGAGAAGGACCCUCCAGAUGUGGAGCUAAAGGCUGAGAAUUUCAUAGUUGAUGUUAUCAGCAUGGAUUAUGGAAUGAAGGAACAGAAUCCAAUUGAUAAGGUUCACUUCUAUUGCAAGGCUGAUCCUUCCAAGGCAGUCAAAAUCAGUAAAGAACAGGUUUCAAAGCUUUUACCCAAAAUAUUUAUGGAGCAGGUUGUCCGGGUUUAUUACAAAAGUCAGGAUCCACAUAUUAUUUCAGCUGCAAAACAGUACUUUGUUCAGUGGUGCAUGCAGAAUGAUUUCACCAAACCACAGGAUGGUGAUGUUGUUGCUCCUCAUCUAACUCCAAUGAAGGAAACCUGGAAUAACAUGACAGAUGAUGAACACAGGAGAGCCUCAGAACCCAGCUGCAAACAAAGGCUUUCUUUUGAUAAGUAGCAGGUUUCUUUUUGGUGCUAUUCAGUCUGCUUCCUCAGAAAAUGAGUAAAUUUGAGCAUCAGCUUUUCUAAAAGCUGGUUGGAUGGACUGGAAUAAUUCACAGAGCAAUGCAGAAUGCAUUUUGCAAUACAGAAUGUUUUAAUGUAGAUAGUUAAUCCAGAUGGACUUCUAAAAAACAAUUUAUUACAACAGAGUAAACUCAGUUCUCAUUAUUUUUUAAAUGUAUUGGCACUGUGUAGCAGGAGUAACUUUAAAAAUUGCAAUUCAUUGUUAUUACAAGAUUUUACUACUCCGUCUAGUCCUGAUCCCUUCCUUAGCUGUGCUAUUAUAUGACUUAGCAGAAAAAACCCCAACCCAGGUUUGAUGGGGUUUUUGGUGGUUUUCUUAGUGUCUGAGAAAGAAAGGGAUAAGUAUGCUUCUGAAAAUAUGGUGAGGUAAAGAAGAAAUUACCAAGGGUGGCAUCUUCAAAAUCAGCAAAAUUAAUUUCAUGGAAAAAAAAGGAAGGGAGAGGGGAAUCUUUUGAUAAUCAAAGGUUAUAUUUCUAGUAUUCAAAAAGCUGGUGCAGGCCUCUUGCUACAAGUGACCACAAUUUUUAUUGAAGUAACAAUGCAUUGCAGUGCCAUGCAGCCUUUUAUUGUUUUAUUGUGUAUUUUUGAUACAUGGAAUGUUAUUUUUUUUAUUGUCUGUCCUGCAAAGACUGCUCAAAAGGCCAGUGGUGUGAGUGGUUGCAGGAAGGCUGAGCUGCCCAGGUGUUUGCAAGGCUCAGGUGUGCAGAGAGGGCAGUGCCAGCAGGGGUCUGCCCUGCUCUGCCCAUCCUGCACCAAGUGCACCUUGGUGCUGCUUUACACUGUACUGGGCAGACAGGCUCAUCAGGAAUCCCUCCAUUCUUGUAUCCUGUUCUCCUGGAUCUCUUGGCUGUCCCUGUAUCAUUUUUCUGUCUCUUGUAGAUCUGUGAGGGUUCUUACAGUUUUCCUGUACUGGCAGUACUGGUGUGAAUGUUCUGAAUGUCUGUGCUGCUGGACAAGUGAAGACCAUUUUCCUCUCAUCUUUUACUCAGGUCUAAGAGGAAGGCUGCUUUCAUUAAAUAAAACCUCAAAGCUUGAAAAAGUCUGACCACAAAACUAAAAACACAAAGUAAAAGGUUCAGUAAUGCUCAGGAAUUGGAGCAAGCUGUGAUCUAUAUAUCUGGAAAGGAGAGAGGUGUUGAACAUCUGGCUCAGGCAGUCAGGUGUGGGUGGCCAGGGUAGGUCCUGAAAACUAACCCAGUGGGAAAGUGCUGUAAGAGAACUCCACAAGCCCUGUAAUAUCUCCUUUGCCCUUUUUAUCCUGGGAACUGGUGCUGUUAGAGGGAGGGAAAAUGAAUAGCCAUAAUACUUCUGCUGCUUAUGUAUCUGUGCUCAUGUGUCUGAAGGUGUCACCUCUGGUGCUCCUGUCUAACAGUAUUUCAGACCUGCACAUGAACCAGUUUGGUUAGAAGGGCUUGUGACCUCUUUAAAAGCUUUUUAAAAAUUUACUAUUCCUCAAGAAACAAUAUCUUAGAGUGAAGGCAUUUAUCUUCCUUGUCUGCAUAAGAUCAAGUAUCAUUUUGAUGUAACUUUGUUCUUGUUGAUUUGGUUUGUUUUUAAGUUGUUACUAACUGUGCACUUUAUACUUGGGAAAGAUCUUUUGUUUAUGUUAAACCAAAAGUGUAUGCUUAAGUUUAAGUUCUGAGAGCAUUUCUUUUCUAAACAUGUUCAUCUGAGCCUCUCUAAAGAAUAAAUUUAUAAACUAC
Molecule: messenger RNA, 3598 nt
Organism: Pyrgilauda ruficollis (rufous-necked snowfinch)
Lineage: Eukaryota; Metazoa; Chordata; Aves; Passeriformes; Passeridae
Gene: SAMHD1
Product: SAM and HD domain containing deoxynucleoside triphosphate triphosphohydrolase 1
Exons: 16
Coding region: 7-1827 (606 amino acids)
Biological process (GO): regulation of innate immune response; dGTP catabolic process; defense response to virus
Cellular component (GO): nucleus
Molecular function (GO): dGTPase activity
Source: RefSeq, a predicted model, not a curated record